AUUACGGGAUUCAUUUCAAAUUUCCCGCUAAUAACGACGUGCUGGAACAUGGCACUUACAAACGUUGACUUAACCCUAAUUUUUUCCCCUAACUACUAAGAACAAUCAAGGUAAAAGUCCUUUAGCGUUCUAUUUGACAAGUCCAACGUUGAAUUUUUAGCGAUAAACAUCUCAAUUUACGUAACUUAAUUGUCACUGAGCCGCAGUUGAUUGAUUAGUCAUUAAUCCUCACGAAUUAGCAACUUCAGAAUGAAGGGGCAAAAGGGGGCUGUGGUUGGGUGGUGGGCAGCGGCGGAUCAUGAUUUAAAGUGUUGACCAUACUGCGAUAGAGUUUUGGUGUUUUUGUUGUGGGUCACUGGAAGUCUCCUUGGCUCAAUUCUGUGUAGCUUCUCCUUUUGUGAUUUUGAAAUUGCUACUCGAGGAUCAUGAACAGAAUGGGGACACCUACACGCAGUUCAAACACCAAACGGCGAAAUGAAAUGAUGAGGCUUCUUGUAACAACCUUUGCUGGAGUUGUGCUUGGCAUUUUCUUAGGUGUAUCGUUUCCUACACUUUCAUUUACCAAGCUGAACCUACCUUCUAGUCUUUUCGGAUUAAUUGAUCUCUCUUUCAUUGAGGACAAGUAUUCAGGCCUCUCAACUCAAGAUCUAUUAAAUGUCUUGUCUUCCCUGAGGAGCCACAGAGGCAAUUCACACAAGCAUAAUGACACAAAGAUUUGGGUUCCAUCAAACCCUCGAGGUGCUGAGAGACUAUCACCGGGUAUCAUUGCAUCUGAGUCUGAUCUUUAUCCUCGAAGGUUGUGGGGCCUACCCCGCGAGGAUUUGAUUAUCAAACCUAGGUAUCUUGUCUCCUUUGCAGUUGGCUACAAGCAGAAAAAUAACAUUGAUGCGGCAGUCAAAAAGUUUUCAGAGAAUUUUACCUUUAUGUUGUUUCACUAUGAUGGUCGAACAAGUGAAUGGGAUGAUCUUGAGUGGUCCAAGCGGGCUAUCCAUGUUAGUACGCGAAAACAAACUAAAUGGUGGUACGCAAAACGCUUUCUGCAUCCAGACAUUGUAGCACCCUAUGACUAUAUAUUCAUCUGGGACGAAGACUUGGGGCUUGAGAAUUUUGAUGCGGAGGAAUAUAUAAAGUUGGUGCAGAAACAUGGUUUGGAUAUUUCACAGCCUGGUGUAGCAUCAAACAUUGAGUUGGCAUGGCGGAUGGCAAAAAGACGUAAUGACACUGAAGUCCACAAGGAGACGGAGGAAAGACCUGGCUGGUGCACUGAUCCACAUUUGCCACCAUGUGCAGCAUUCGUUGAGAUCAUGGCACCUGUUUUCUCUCGAGAGGCAUGGCGGUGUGUGUGGUAUAUGAUACAGAAUGACUUGGUCCAUGGAUGGGGUCUUGAUUUAGCUCUCAGGAAAUGUGUGGAACCAGCACAUGAAAAGAUAGGAGUUGUAGACUCUCAGUGGAUUGUGCAUCAAACUGUUCCUUCACUCGGGAACCAGGGACAAGAAGAGAACGGCAAAGCACCAUGGGAAGGGGUAAGAGAAAGGUGUAAAAGGGAAUGGACAAUAUUCAAGGAGCGUAUGGCUGCUGCAGAGAAAGACUAUUACAAGGCAAAGGGAAUUGAUCCCCUUAAUUCUACAUCUCAUUAGGUGGAAAGUCACAUGAUUAGGAUGCCAGACACUUCUUUAUGGAUUUUAGUUAUAGGCACUAAGCCACUAACAGUUUUAAAGAUGUUUUACACUGUUAGUAGUUACUUACCAUUUUUACUAGCUUACCAAUAAAUGCUUUACUUGUAAUUUACCUUAUAACGGCCUGAUUGUGUAAAUAUUUUUCACAUUGUUAGAGCAUAGAGCCUAAAGUUAUCUAGUUUACAGUUCCAAGAGGGGAGAAAGAGUUUAUGCAUUCUGCUAGUUUUUUCUUAGUAAUAUAUUUCUGUUUUGUGCCAGUCCACGGGAUAACCUUGUGCUUUAUGUAGGAAAACAAACUAUAGGACAUUAA
This is a messenger RNA of Nicotiana tabacum (common tobacco), 1986 nucleotides long. RefSeq lists its product as uncharacterized. NCBI's taxonomy places the organism in Eukaryota, Viridiplantae, Streptophyta, Magnoliopsida, Solanales, Solanaceae. The record is from RefSeq and is a predicted model, not a curated record.